Molecule: messenger RNA, 474 nt
Organism: Penicillium angulare
Lineage: Eukaryota; Fungi; Ascomycota; Eurotiomycetes; Eurotiales; Aspergillaceae
Exons: 4
Coding region: 1-474 (157 amino acids)
Biological process (GO): transmembrane transport
Cellular component (GO): membrane
Molecular function (GO): transmembrane transporter activity
Source: RefSeq, a predicted model, not a curated record
AUGGACUUUGUGCUUUUGCCUAUGAUGUGGCUCAUUUUCGGUAUUCAAUAUGCCGACAAGGCAUCAAUCUCGACACAAGCUACAUUCGGCAUCCGAGAAGGCACUCACUUAGUCGGACAACAACAUUCCUCCGGGCUGACCUCAAUCUUCUACAUUGCCUACUUGGUGGCAGAAGCGCCGGGGAAUUGUGUGUUGCAGAAGACACGCUUGGGCGCGACGGUGGCCGUCUGCAUGUUCUCUUGGGGCAUUAUGGUCCUCCACAUCGCAUUCGCGAAGAACUUUGCUGGGCUGGCGGCUUUGAGAUUUCUUGGGGGUGUGGCAGAAUGCACAACUUAUCCCGCUCUUCUCAUCAUCACUGGAACAUGGUAUACAAAGGAAGAACAUGACAUCCGUUCUCUCAUUUGGGGCAGUUCGAAUGCCGGGAUGGACAUCUUAACAAGUUUGAUCAACUAUGGAAUUGGAAGGGAGGCCUAA